AUGUCGACCGGGACAAAAAACAGCUUCUUCGCCACCACAGUCUGCGUUGCCUUGUUUUGCUUUGUAAGAGCCCUUACCUCUUUGGGUACUGUCCAGAAUCUCCAAGUCUUCGAUACCGAACUCAAAGACAUAGCAGAAAGCGUUCAUUCACUUUCGGUCCACGGGACCGGUGCUGACAGCAACAACUCAUUGCCAAAGGCAAAACCUGAUGAUGUCUACGUAUUAGAAUCAAAGACCAAGGCUGCAGUCCGUGAAAGUAGCCUCAGGGAAAGCACUCUGGUCACCAAUGCCGGUAUCGAAUUUCGGAAACCAAUAUGGAGUAACGCUUCCAGCUUUGACAAUGGCGCACCGAGCAUUCUUGUCCAACUCAACGGAGAAUUGGCAAACUAUCUCGGAUUUAUUGCCAAGGCUUUUGGACUGGUGUGGUGGCUGGAGCGGGAGUAUGGUGUGAAUCCUACAAUUGUGCUGAGACAUCAACAGCAUCCCAAAUGGGUUGGUGCUCACGCGGAUGUUACUCGAUGUUUUCCGUACUUGAGAGACUUUAAUUUUGGGGCCGGAAAUACUCGGGAUAUAAGCAAAGAACUGAGUGUUCUGAGUCAAUCUCAUCAACAAAGCAAUGGUACGGCUGAAAGAGUUGUUGAUAUCAGGAGCGAAGUGCCAUACGACAAAACAAUCCAGUCCUUUUUGAGUCUCUACGCGAAGAGCCACAUCCACAUUGGGGGAGAAAAGAGCCGUAUCAACAUACCUUUUCUGACCACUAAGCAAAUGAGUUGCAGAGACCUCAUAGUGGACAAGUACUAUGACGAUAUUCGAAGAAUAUACCGAUUUGACAAAAGCUGCUGCGUUGAUGUACCCGACCCGGAUGAAUCUGUCUUUGAAAGGUCUGGACUACGAAAGCAACCUGGAUAUGAAGAGCUUGCUCCGGAGCAAGUGGCGAACGAGCUGUUUGCGCAUCUGAAUCCGGGCGACAAAGUAGCAAUAAUCUCUCGCUACCCCAAUGACUUCCGAACCCAAAUGAUUGUGGGCGCAUUUGAGAAGCGGAAGAUUCGGGCUCGAGUUGUAGAGCCACGGUCCGGGGUGGCAGACUUUUGCUUUUUGAUGCAUACGCAAAAGGAGAUGGUUGGCACGGCUUGGUCUACUUAUUUUCUUUGGGCUGGCCUGCUCGGAAAUGCUACAAGCGUACGACCGUAUACAGCCAUUGUACCUGGUCGGAACAGCAAAAUCGACUCUCACAAUUUUACGCAUCCAGACCUCAAAUCCCGUUUUCGUUUUGAGCACUAUAUCAGCAACUUUACUGCUGGGGAUCUACGUAAACCAAAAGGUGAACAAUAG
This is a messenger RNA of Phaeodactylum tricornutum CCAP 1055/1, 1332 nucleotides long. RefSeq lists its product with no specific name. Lineage: Eukaryota; Bacillariophyta; Bacillariophyceae; Surirellales; Neidiaceae. Bases 1 to 1332 code for a protein of 443 amino acids. The record is from RefSeq and is a predicted model, not a curated record. The transcript is spliced from 2 exons.